Messenger RNA from Prorocentrum cordatum, 768 nucleotides. NCBI's taxonomy places the organism in Eukaryota, Dinophyceae, Prorocentrales, Prorocentraceae. The record is from the annotation of a GenBank genome assembly.
GAGACAACCGAGAACGCCACGCUGCCGUCGAACCAGUCCGAGGCCGCAAGGGAAGCUCGUUCUGCUGGUCCAGUUACCCACACGGCUCCGGAGUUGCCGGACCUCCCUGCCAACACGGCUCCAGAGGCGCCAAAUAGCUUCCUGCUGCCAGAGCAGCUGCCGUGCUGGUCCAGCGCGGCUGGUGGCGCGCCUCAGGAGGAGGAGGAGGAGAUGGGUUCCGCCGAGCAAUCGCUGACCGACAGCAGCACGUGCGCUGGCACCAGGCCUCUGGACGCCGCCACGCCCGCUGGCGGAGGUACUGAUAGCGUUGCCGCCUCGCCGGCACCAGCCGCAGAGGUGACCGCUGAGCAUCCCGCACGCCAGGAAGCGUCAGAUCGGUCGAGCUUCGACGCGACAUGGAGGCCCAGCGCAGAGGGAGCGCGGGGGGAGGAGGAGCCUGUGCUCGGGGACUCCACAGGCCGACGUCCAGAGGCUGCUGCCGGGCCCGGCGCAGAGGCGCCCGCUGCCACCGGGGUGGCGGCAGGCUCUGGGCUACCUCAAGCCGCGUGCGGCUCUCCAGCAGCUGUGGCCGGUGCCGCCCUGGAAGGUGCUCAUCCUUCAUCGAGCUUCUGCGACGCUCCCCUGCGCAUGGCUGUGGAAGGCAGUGCACGUCGCCCCGAUGCCGCGGCGCCCUCGUCUGCCGACGCACCAGCGGCAUCUGCAGGCACUGGGCCCCCUGCUGCGCCCCAGGACGGGCUGAGCCGUGGAGCGAGAGUCACGGAGUGCUGA